Molecule: messenger RNA, 4947 nt
Organism: Pyrenophora tritici-repentis Pt-1C-BFP
Lineage: Eukaryota; Fungi; Ascomycota; Dothideomycetes; Pleosporales; Pleosporaceae
Product: PLU-1 multi-domain protein
Biological process (GO): regulation of DNA-templated transcription; chromatin remodeling
Cellular component (GO): nucleus; chromatin
Molecular function (GO): DNA binding; histone H3K4me/H3K4me2/H3K4me3 demethylase activity
Source: RefSeq, a predicted model, not a curated record
AUGACGACCUUUCGCGUCGCUACAGACAACGGCCUGGCCGAGGGAACAUCCGGAACACCGAAAUCAAGAAUGAGUGGCGCUGGCAUGGCUGCUGCGAAUGGUGCGCAGCCAAACGGGGCCAGCUCGAUUCCUUUGAGCGCGCGCAAGGCGGCACCGCUGGACCUGGCAACCGUCGAGCGCAGAGGACAUGGUGCGCCAAACAACCUGCCGCCCAAGCAGAACCGCCUUUUCGGUCUUCGCGAAUCUCCCACAUAUCGACCCACUGCCGAGCAGUUCAAGGACCCCGUGCAGUACAUUCAAAGCAUCCGCGAGGAGGCGCAAAAGUACGGCAUCGUCAAGAUUGUACCGCCCGAUAGCUGGAAUCCGCCUUUUGCCAUCGAUACCGAGCGUUUCCACUUCCGCACACGAAGGCAGGAGCUGAACUCGGUCGAGGGUGGUACACGUGCCAAUCUGAAUUAUCUGGAUCAGCUCUCCAAAUUCCACAAACAACAUGGCCACAGUCUCACUCGCUUCCCGAGUGUGGACAAACGACCUCUGGAUCUCUACAAACUCAAAAAAGCUGUCGAGAAGAGGGGCGGCUUUGAACGUGUCUGCAAACAUAAGAAGUGGGCUGAAAUUGGACGAGACCUCGGCUACAGCGGCAAGAUCAUGUCAUCGCUGUCUACCUCGCUCAAGAACUCAUAUCAGAAAUGGCUGCACCCGUACGAGGAGUAUCUACGACUCGUGAAACCUGGGGUCCAACAGAUGCUCGAGUUUGAACAUGGCGGGCCCUUUACUCCAUCUCCGGCCCACUCGCCUAUGAAGAAAUCAUUACAGGGCACGCCUAUCGCCAACACCAGUGCCGCCGAAUCACCUGCCAUGAGGGCCUCGGCAGCGCUGAAUGCGACGCUUCAUACAGAAUCUGUUCCCACACCACCUCCUGAGCCCCCACGAUCUUCUAUGCCAUCAGGCUUCACACCAGUGAAUGCUGGAGGUUUCACAGCGGUUAACGCGCAAAAGCCCACGCAGUCGCCGACGCCAAGUUCCUUUGCUGCGGUCAAUGUUCCAAGUGGCAUGCAUCGCGAAGUGCUUGAGUCACGCACAUCGACGCCCUUGCGGAAUGCUGGUAGCCCUAUGCUGUCGACCGACAACACGCCAGAUUUGCGACCCUCUGCAGCUGCAUUCACACCGCUGUCUAACGGACAUCACUUCAACCAGCUUAAGCGGACUUUAUCUCAGGAUGCGGACAGCAGCGCUAAUGAUGAUGCUGACGAGGCCAAUGGUCGACGCAGUAAGCGUCUUAAGAAGGAUCCCGCGCCCACAGUUGCGGGCUCGCAUAUGACCCAACCUCGCCAAUCGACGCCGGGCCGAUCAUUUCCGCGCGUUCGUGCAGCUGACGAACGGCCCGGAGAUCGCUGCGAGACUUGCGGUACCGACAAUGACCCUUCGAACAUCUUGCUAUGCGACAGCUGCGACUCUGGGUAUCACGGAUACUGUUUAGAUCCACCCAUCAAAGGCAUCCCCGCACACGACUGGCAUUGCCCAAGAUGUCUCGUUGGAACGGGCGAAUUCGGAUUCGAAGAAGGUGGCAUAUACUCGCUCAAGCAAUUCCAGGAAAAAGCACAUCUGUUCAAGCAGAACCACUUUGCCAGCAAGAUGCCAUUUGACCCCAUCACUAAUGCGCCAAAGCCGGUUACCGAAGACGAUGUAGAACGCGAGUUCUGGCAUUCGGUUGCGAACGUCACUGAGACUGUCGAGGUAGAAUAUGGAGCAGACAUUCACUCUACGACCCACGGCAGUGGCUUCCCCACUAUCGAGAAGAAUCCGCGAGACCCAUACUCCACAGAUCCAUGGAAUUUAACGAUUCUUCCAUACGCCCCGGAUUCGCUGUUCCGCCACAUCAAGUCGGACAUAUCAGGUAUGACGGUGCCUUGGCUAUAUGUAGGUAUGGUGUUCUCAACUUUCUGCUGGCACGCCGAGGAUCACUACACAUACUCUGCAAAUUACCAGCACUUUGGCGCAACCAAGACUUGGUACGGAGUUCCGGCCGAAGAUACUGACAAGUUCGAGCAAGCCAUGCGUGAGGCGGUACCAGAGUUAUUUGAGAGCCAACCAGAUCUCCUGUUCCAGCUUGUGACGCUCCUAACACCCGAGCAACUACUGAAAGCCGGAGUCAAGGUUUAUGCCAUUGAUCAGCGUGCUGGCGAGUUCGUCAUUACGUUCCCUGAAGCCUAUCAUGCCGGGUUCAACCACGGCUUCAACCUCAACGAGGCAGUGAACUUUGCGCCGAGCGAUUGGGAGCCAUUUGGCGAACAUGGUGUUCAACGCCUUCAGGACUACCGACGCCAACCUUGCUUCUCUCACGAUGAACUCCUUUUGGCAGCGGCCUCGCGUAAAGACACCACAAUCAAGACUGCCAAGUGGCUCGGCCCUGCCAUGGAGCGGAUGCGAGACAGAGAGCUGCGCCUACGGUCAGACUUUCUCGACAAGCACAAAGCUGUCAAUGCCCAUAAAUGCAAAAUCGAUGGCAGCGGUGACGGCGAUGUGACUUGUGAACUUGAGUUCAUUGUUGACGAUGCUGAUAUGCAUGAAGAUGAGCUAAUGUGCGCCUUCUGCAAAUCGUAUGGUUAUCUAUCGCGUUUCUACUGCCGCAACGCGAAGAAGGUUCUCUGCCUACAACAUGCCGGAAGCUUUGAAUGCUGCCCUGAUACCUCAGAGGCUGAUCGCUACUCUGGAGCUAAAAGCCAACACAUGCUAGUAUACCGCAUGCCAGAGGACGAUCUUACUUCGUUGGCCCAGAGAAUCAUCGACAAGGCAGGAACUCCGGAAGUUUGGUUAUCCAAGAUGGACGCGAUGCUCGCCGAAGGUCCCCGACCCCAGCUAAAGACUAUGCGCGCUCUCUUGAAUGAAGGCGAGAAGAUUGACUGGGAACUUAAGGGUCUUCAGGAUCUGAAGGACUUCGUUGAAAAAUGCCAAGAAGUUGCUGAGGAAGCUAUCCUUUACACAACUCGGAAGCAACAAGCCCGCCGCAAGGCCGAGCGUCCUGGAAGGGGAAGGCCUAGCAAGUCAGCCAUUGCCGAGGCGGACGAGAAGGAGCGCGAGUACCGCAAUGUGGAGAACAUUCAGAAGCUUCUCAACCAGGCAAGAGAUCUGGGGUUCGAAAGCCCCGAGAUAACAACUCUCCGAGAACGGGCGGAAAGCAUUGUCGAUUUCCAAACUAGAGCGCGUAUUGCCCUGCGUGACAGACCAGUCGAGCAAAGCAUCACUCGACUUGAUGAACUUCUCGAAGAAGGCAAAGGCUUCAAUGUGGAUCUACCCGAGCUUGAAUCGCUUGAAAAGGUCGUUCAGCAAUUGAAAUGGCUCCAAGAAGUACAAGAAUUCAGGCUCAAGCCUACACCGACACUGGUGGAGGUUGGUGAUCUUAUCAAGAACGGUACUGAAGUUGGUAUGCCAGAGCACCAUCCCGAGCUUCAAUUCUUGCAGGAGAAGCGAAGGCAAGGUGAGUUUUGGGACAAGAAAGCCAAAGAACUCAUGGAGGUGGAGAAUGUGCACUACCAGCAACUUGAUACUUUCUCAAAGCAAGCGACAAAUCUUCCAGUACCACCGGAAACCAGGGCUGCCAUGGAUGCCAUCUUGAAGAAGCAGAGGGAUGCGCAAGAGCUCAUUAUGUCCUUGUACGAGCGAAGCAAGAACCCCGACUUCUCACAGCGACCAAAGUAUAUGGAAGUGCGCAAUGCCAUGGAGUCACUCAACGCACUCAACUGCAAGCCGAACGGCACAACUGAUCUCGAGAAGGAGCAGAAGCGACACGAAGAUUGGAUGAGGCGAGGCAAGAAGCUUUUCGGCAAAGCCAAUGCCCCUCUCCAUAUCCUGCAUGCGCACAUGAAGCAAGUGGACGAGCGCAACCGCUCCUGUUUUGACUUGUCUGACCAGCCUCGCAUGCCCGUGGAGCCCGCUUCGCGUGAACAGAGUCCGGCCGAAGGUGAAGAGGUAGAUGGUUCCGGAUCUAGUAGAGACGUGUUCUGUAUCUGCCGAAAACCCGAAGCUGGUAUGAUGAUUGAAUGCGAGUUGUGUCACGAAUGGUAUCACGGCAAGUGCUUGAAGAUUGCACGUGGCAAGGUCAAGGAAGACGACAAAUACACAUGUCCAAUCUGCGACUAUCGUGUCAAAAUACCCCGCGAUGCGACCCGCCCGAAGCUGGAGGACCUGCAACAAUGGCAAGACGAGCUCCCUGGUUUGCCAUUCCAACCCGAAGAAGAAGAGACACUGGAGUCACUCAUCGACCAUGGUACAAAGUUCCGCGACUAUGUGGCCCAGUACAUCAACCCAUUGAUGUCAAGCCCCGACGAGCUCACCACACAGCGGUUCUACCUACGUAAGCUUGAAGGUGCUGAGAUUCUGCUUUCCAACGAAAUCAACUUUUUCCGCCAAGAGCUGCACAAAUGGGCACCAGUUGCGCCAUCACCACCGCCGAUCCUACAGGUCUCCCUCUCGACGCGUAAGCCGCGACCAACGAAGCAGCAGAAGCUUAUGAAUCAACUGGGUAUCACAAAUCCGGAGGACCUCCCACAGCACCUAAGGACGAAGACGCACCAAUUUAAGCGCAAGGAAGAUGUUCCGAAAUCCUCGAGUCUACAACCGGCACCUGCUGAGCAGUCGCACACACCUCCAGGCGAGCCUCGUCAAGCUCAGGGCGACAACGACUACUUCAACACGGCUACCACGUCCACAUACACAAAUUCGCCAACCUUUGCUACAGCGCCCCUUAACUUUAGUGGCGCAUCGUCGAUUGCCCCCAUCGAUCCUGGCCUUUUCGAGACUUCUGGAGCAGGGCCAACCAGCCCUAUACAAGAUCCGUUUAAGAGCUCGGGUAGCGCACACGAGAUGUUCGGUGAAGCAAUGGAGAUGGGCGGCGGCCAGGCGGAAGAAGCCUUGGCUGUCACUGAAGGCAACAACUACGAGGAAUAG